UGACCGUGUCCCCCCACAGAGCAUGGCCCCGACGUGCCUGCAGCCCCUGCUGAGGUACCGCUCCGUCGCCAUCCUCUUGCUCACGCCGCUGCUGCUGCUGCCGCUGCCGUUCGCUGUGCCCACCAAGGAGGCCAGAUGUGGAUAUAUCAUCAUUAUCAUGGCUGUGUACUGGUGCACUGAAGUGAUCCCCCUGGCUGUCACUGCUCUCAUGCCAGUGGUAUUUUUCCCUCUGCUUGGAGUUCAGACCUCUAAAAAAGUGUGCUUGCAGUACCUAAAUAGCACAAACAUGCUCUUCUUUGGAGGGCUGAUUGUUGCAAUUUCUGUUGAGCAGUGGAAUCUUCACAAAAGGAUUGCACUGAGGGUCCUUCUGAUUCUUGGGGUGAAACCUGCACUCCUGAUGCUGGGAUUUAUGAUAGUCACUGCCUUCCUGUCAAUGUGGAUAAGCAACACAGCCACCACGGCCAUGAUGGUUCCCAUUGUCCAGGCUGUCCUGGAUCAACUGGACAGCACAGAGCAUGAUGUGACCAUGGCGGAACAAGCAACUGGGCAAACAAAUACAGUGAUUGAGCUGGAGGAAAAGAACACAUCAGAAUCCACUGCAGUGCCUGAUGUAAGCAAUGAACAAGUCACUGAUGUCCCCAGAUCUUCUGAGGAAAAGAAAAGGAGGAAGCUUGUAUGCAAGGGAAUGACACUUUGUGUAUGCUAUGCUGCCAGCAUUGGAGGAACUGCAACACUUACUGGAACAGGACCAAAUGUGGUACUGAAAGGCCAGAUGAAUCAGUUAUACCCUGACAGUAAUGAUAUUGUGGACUUUGCUUCCUGGUUUGGAUUUGCAUUCCCAAACAUGGUCCUGAUGUUGGUGCUAGCUUGGCUUUGGUUACAGUGCUCCUUCAUGGGACUUAACUUAAAAAAAAACUGGGGCUUUGGGACAGAGAAAACUGCCAAAGAAAAAGCUGCAUACAGUGUGCUGAGGGCAGAAAUGAAGAAGUUAGGCCCUAUGUCUUAUGCUGAAUUGAAUGUCCUCCUUUUGUUUGUAUUGCUGGUGGUCUUGUGGUUUUCCAGAAACCCAGGCUUUAUAAAAGGCUGGGCUUCCAUACUCUUCAAAGGAGGAGAAAAGUAUAUCACUGAUUCUGUUCCUGCUAUGUUUAUUGCCCUGUUACUGUUUAUCCUUCCUGCUCAUAAGCCCCAAUGCACAGCCUGGAAUCCAAGCAUGUCUGACCCUGAACAGACUGAAAAAGAUAAGAAAAAGUCAUUUUUACCAGCCCCGCUGCUAGACUGGAAUGUGGUUCAAAGGAAGAUGCCUUGGAGCAUUGUGCUGCUGCUGGGAGGAGGUUUUGCUUUGGCUGAUGCAAGCGCAAACUCUGGGCUCUCAUCUUGGAUGGGUCGUCAGAUGGCUCCACUGGGAUCUAUCCCACCAUGGGCCAUUGCAUCAGUGAUCUCCAUUAUUACAGCUGUCUUCACUGAAUGCACCAGUAACGUGGCCACAGCUACCCUCUUCCUGCCUGUCUUUUCAUCCUUGGCUGAAUCUAUCAGGGUCCACCCUUUGUAUGUUAUGCUGCCUGGUACUCUCAGUGCUUCAUUUGCCUUCAUGCUACCUGUUGCAACACCACCAAAUGCAAUAGUGUUUUCUUAUGGCCACAUCCAUGUUUUGGAUAUGGUUAAAGCUGGAAUAGUGAUGAACAUCAUUGGAGUCUGCUGUGUCACACUGGCCAUCAACACAUGGGGAAGACCUAUGUUUCAGCUGGACAUAUUCCCAGCCUGGGCAAACAGCACAAGUCACAGUGAGCUGUGAAGAAUUCGUGUGUUGAACAAGGAAAGUACCCUCAGUACUCCCUAUUGCCUAAAGUCCUGUAUAAAGUCUCAUCACCACUUCAGAUCCAGUGUUGGGUUUUGCUGCCUUCCAGCAGUCACACAUCAGUUCAAGUUUGAACCAACCCAAUCUUACUCCAGUUGUGCUGGAGCCAAAAGUGUUUGCAAUUAUACAACCUCUGUGUCAGAAUCAUAAGUAUGUUUGAGUGAUCCAUUGUACCUCCAAUCAAGGUCAAGGAUUAGAUUUAUCAAACUUUCAAUAAAGAGAGGGGAGGCUGUUGUAUCAAAUGGUUUGAACUAUUAUAUCACUGGUAUGUACUUGUAAAUCCUUAGCAGUGAAUAUUGCACUGAGGCAGGGGCUGAACAUUCCUUACCUGUUCCUUAUAAGUCAGCAACUGUACACACAAAUCCCUGUUGUCACUUGUCUAGUGAAGAAGGGGUACGUGAUGUUAUGCUGUGUUAUGUUUUAGUUGUGCCUCAACCAUGUGGUGAGAUCCUUCUAAGUCAACAUCCAACACACUUUCUCUUGCCUUGUUUUCACUCCCAAAUCUCACUGCAUUUAGACACCUUUAUUGAGGGUUGAGAUAAUGUAAUUCCAUGAUGGUCAUGAUUCAGCUGAUAUCUUGGACAACAAUGCACUAAGGUUGGCUCUGUGUUUCUUGCACUGUGGCAGAGGGCAGGGAGCCUUUCCCUCAGUCACAGGUGUGAUUUCACAUGCUAACUAGUGUUUUCCUAGUGCCAGCCUGGAGAUGACCAGUGGCCCUUGGGACUUCACAUCUAUUGUAGAAGUUCCUGAAUUAGCCCCUGAUGUGCCUUAUUAAUUAACUCUGGAAUUUUUGAGUGAAGUCAAGACAUGAGGAAGGCUCUAACUGAUGACCUGGGAAAAAUGUAGGGGCCCAGAUUUUAGUGCUUGUGCACUUAUCUUGGCUGACAGCAGUGGGAGUUGUCCUGUGUACUUUGGAAUUCAUGUAUUGUGAGAAAAGUAGUUUGUAACCUAAUUUGCCAUUUCUGUUGCAGAAGUAGUCUACAGAAUGAUUGGUGUUGGGCUGGGUGUAUUUUGUCAGUGGUACAUGGAUACUUUUUCUUCAGCCCUGGCAAUGGAGGUGGGUGGGAGGUAAAGUAGUGUCUUACAGUGGAAAGAUCUGUGGGUGUGACCUGGGAUUUGCUUCCAGACUUGACAUGUAUCCCCGUGCAAGUCAGUUCACCUCUUUGUGCUUAUUUCCCCUUCUAAAGAUGUUAUGGAACCUAUCUACCUCGCCAAGGUGUUGUGAGGACAUUAGGGUAAAAUUCUGCAGCCAUAGUGAUUUCCCACCUCAUGAUAAUGGGUGCAAGGUGUUAGGUUGUAGAAUUAUAGAAUUCUGUGUAGAAGAUCUGGCAUAUAGCAUAGUAUUGUGUUUAGGAUAUUCAGUAGUUUUAUUAUUAAUGUGAAUUUUCUUUAUGGAACUGGAAAAACACAUUUUUAUUUUUAUCUAGAAGUGAGGGAAAUAUUUAUCCACAAAAUGACCAGGUGCUUUUUUGAGCAGAAAACUGCUUUAAGAAUUUAUUUCUGUGCCUUUAUCUUUUAUGCUCUUUCAUGGUGGUAAGCACCAUAAAGUGUCCACUGAAUGUUGUUCCCAAGAGCCACCAAUGGCUCCCUGUCUUCCCAGCUGGCUGCAUGUGGUGCAGCCUCACACUUCUUCCAGGGAAUGGUGGAGCAUGUGGAUAAAGACACUUCCACUGGCAGAGUCUAAGGAAGAGGCCAGUUCUAGUGCCAAGAAUUGGCAGAUGAGAUACUGCUCACAGAUAUUUGUCAUCACCUGAAACUUAUGACAGUAUUUUUUUGAAGAAAGUGAAACCAGGAACA
Messenger RNA from Pyrgilauda ruficollis (rufous-necked snowfinch), 3652 nucleotides. RefSeq names its product solute carrier family 13 member 5 (gene SLC13A5). The transcript is spliced from 12 exons. Gene Ontology annotation, cellular component: membrane. Bases 23 to 1792 code for a protein of 589 amino acids. The record is from RefSeq and is a predicted model, not a curated record. Gene Ontology annotation, biological process: citrate transport; monoatomic anion transmembrane transport. Gene Ontology annotation, molecular function: sodium:dicarboxylate symporter activity; citrate transmembrane transporter activity; succinate transmembrane transporter activity. Lineage: Eukaryota; Metazoa; Chordata; Aves; Passeriformes; Passeridae.